Molecule: messenger RNA, 4057 nt
Organism: Doryrhamphus excisus (bluestripe pipefish)
Lineage: Eukaryota; Metazoa; Chordata; Actinopteri; Syngnathiformes; Syngnathidae
Gene: rnf220a
Product: ring finger protein 220a
Biological process (GO): protein ubiquitination
Molecular function (GO): metal ion binding; ubiquitin protein ligase activity
Source: RefSeq, a predicted model, not a curated record
GUGCGUCGCGCUCCCUCUGCGGCUCCAUUCCUCCUUCCUGCACGGCCACUUUAGUCAACUGCGUGUGUGGAAAGUCAGCCUCUCUUUUCUUGUCCAUCACACACUUCCCUCCCUUGGCAACCUCACGACGAGGUGUGAACUACUUUUAGUGCCGAAGCGCACCAACACCACCACUAAAACCUCACAACGCUGAUAUUUAGCGAAAAGUUUUUUUUUGCUUUUUUUUUUUUUUUUUUGCUUUUGCUUUGGAAGUAGCGGAUUCUACCCGGAAGAGGAAGAUGAGGAACCUACUGUGACACCCAAAGACUGUCCAACCUGAGUGGUGCUUCUAUUUUAAGACUGAAUGACCCGACAGAAGGCCCUGAACCAGUGAGGCAUCACAACUGACCAUCUCCACGCUCUUCUUAAAGAGACAGCGUCAGUUUAUCUGAGGAGGAAUCGGUUCCUCCUCCUCCCGAAAUCUUCUCAGAUCCCUCUCCUCCAUUCAGACAUGGACCUCCACAGAGCAGCCUUCAAGAUGGAGAGCUCCUCCUACUUGCCCAAUCCCUUGGCCUCGCCAGCCCUCAUGGUUCUGGCCUCCACAGCUGAAGCUUCUCGUGACGCUUCCAUUCCCUGCCAGCAGCCACGCCCGUUUGGCGUCCCGGUUUCUGUGGAAAAAGAUGUUCAUUUGCCCUUCAACAACGGUUCCUACACCUUUGCAUCCAUGUACCACCGCCAAGGCGCCGUCCCUCCUGGUUUCCCCAACCGGGACUUUCCUCCAUCCCUGCUUCACCUCCAUCAUCAGUUCGCGCCGCCGAAUCUGGACUGCUCACCAAUCAGCAUGCUCAAUCACAGCGGCGUGGGGGCUUUCAGACCCUUUGCUUCCCCGGAGGAUCGAGACGGCGCGCCAGGCGGGUACCAGUCCGCUUUCACCCCUGCUAAGCGCCUCAAAGGGUGCCUGGAUGCUGAGGCUUCACCCCAUCUGAGGUACUCCGAUGCUGACGGCAAAGAAUACGACUUUGGCGGCGCCCAGAUCCCACCCGGGGGCUCGCCCAGCAGCGCCUUGAAAGCCGUCGAGGACAGCGGGAAGAAGAUCUUCGCCGUAUCCGGCCUUCUUUCAGACCGAGAGACCUCGUCAAGCCCCGAGGACCGCAUCGAACGAUGUAAAAAGAAGAUGGUUCUGUAUGACAGCCAGGCUCCAAUCUGUCCCAUCUGCCAGGUUCUGCUCAGGCCCGGAGAGCUCCAGGAGCACAUGGAGACCGAGAUAGAGAGACUUGCCAGCAUGUGCCUCAGUAAGAACCCGUCUCCCAAAGAUGGAUCAGUCACGCCAGGAACUCCUAAGUCCAUUCUGUUGUCGGUGCACAUUAAGCGCGAGGGGGAGUCUCCGGUGGUCUCGCCACUGUCGUCUGAAGACGCCCACCACUCGGACAGAUACCAGACAUUUUUACGGGUUCGAGCUAACAGGCAAACACGGCUGAAUGCCCGUAUAGGGAAGAUGAAGAGGAGGAAGCCGGAGGAUGGGGGCCAGGUAUGUCCGCUGUGCAGCGCCCCACUGGCUGGGAGCGAGGAGGAGAUGAGUAGACAUGUGGAACAAUGCCUCAUCCAGCGUGAGGGUGUGCUGGGCGAGGACGACUCGGUGGAUAUGGACGGUGACAGUGGGCGUGGCUUUGAGGAGUACGAGUGGGCGGGACAGAAGAGGAUCAGAGCCACUGCUCUUCUGGAAGGAGGCUUCAGAGCGACCGGGUUUGCUACAUGUAGCAUCAAGGAGAGCGGAGCAGACAGCGACGCCGACCUGGACGUAGACGGAGACGACACGUUGGAGUACGGCAAAGCCCAGUACACCGAGGCGGACAUCAUCCCCUGCUCGGGGGCCGGCGAGGACCAAGGGGAAGCUAGAGAGCGAGAGGCCCUCCGGGGAGCUGUGCUGAACGGAGGCAUGCCCUCGAACAGAAUAACACCAGAGUUCUCCAAGUGGGCCAGCGACGAGAUGCCAUCAACGAGCAACGGCGAGGGCAGCAAGACGGACCCCAGCACUCCCUCGUCCUCCACCUCCUCCUCCUCCUGUGUCCCUCGCACCUGUAAAAACAGCGAGAUUGAAAAAGUAACAGAAGAGGACUCCACAGCUACCACCAUGGAAGCUCUAAAGGCUCGAAUCCGGGAGUUGGAGAAGCAGAUACUGAGAGGGGACAGAUACAAAUGUCUCAUCUGCAUGAAGAAGCCUGCUAUCCAGUCAGGUGUGGAAAUCAAGAAACUAGGGGCGUGGCCCGGUCCCCGGCCUUUGGCCAGCGAGGUCGGAGAGAGGCUGCCUAAGUCCCUCCCCCUCGGCCUGUACUACCUGUACAGGGGCCUUGUGAUUGGUGGCUACAGCAGCGGCUUAAAGAGGCUCCUCCCACAGCCUCUACGGAGGGACUCCUACACGAUGCCGCUCACGUCCAUCCAGUGCUGGCACGUCCACUGUGAAGAAUGCUGGCUUCGGACUCUGGGGAACAAGAAGCUGUGCCCGCAGUGCAACACCAUCACCUCUCCCGGGGACCUGCGACGUGUCUACUUGUAAAGAGCACACCCACCCCCCCACCCACUCGUUCACCCCCUCCACCGCCAUUUCCAGUCGCCCUGUUGCUUCCCCUCCACAAUCGAUGGGCCCCAAACCUUCCUAGAGAGACUAAGCUUUAGGGGGCAUGAGCAGCGCUCACUGUCUGUGGCCAACCUUCCCCCUUGAACGACCCCCUCCCCCCCAUGUGGAACACUGGGUGUCAUAUAAACUGAUGGACUGUCAUUCAACAGACAUCUGGACACACGUAGCCCUGCUGAGACCUUUUAGCUUCACCGGAGCCGGACCUUUUGGAUCUCGUGAACCACCCGACCUCCCCCACCCUGUGCUCUGGUUUCUGCUUCAACGUCAUAACUGGACAGUUUUUUUCUCGUUGUUGUUGUUGUUGUUGUCCUCCCUUAUUUUAUGCACAGAAAUAAUUCUAGAAGACGCCCGGCCAUUACAACUGAGCUUCGGUACAAACUAAGAAGAGAGUCACAGAGAAACCAUGCAGUCCAAGCACAUGUAAGGAGAGUCGGUGUCUGUUUACACACUUGUAGUACUUUCUCAUAUACAGUUCUGCAGCACACAGCAACACGUGUGCACGACAUAGGUUAUCUUUUAGUCCAAACAGUUUGCAGAGAAAAUGGCUGGAAUGAAUAAAGCCUUCAUAUUUUCAAAAGCGAUAUCAUUUGAUGACGUUUCACUGUACAGAGAAAAAAAAAAAACUCAAAGACUAGAUGGUCAAGAUUUAGGUGUAAUUUUUCUGCAGAGUACUUUGAUGAAUUGUAGAUCUAAAAAAAAAUAAUAAGCAAGUGACGAUCUUUUGUUUAGUUUUAUGGGUGGGAGAGAUUCUUGAUAACCAAGACGUCAUCAAGAUGAGUGAUGGAAGUGCUCUUCAACAACAGUUUCAGGGGCUUCGAUUCAACAGCAGGAAGUCCCCCCCCCCCCCCCCGUUAUUCUCAUACCGCUUUUGCUGCAAAGGUCAAAAGAAAGGCACUUCUCGCUGGAUGAAAAGAGGAAUAGCCGAGGCUGGACUGGCAACCUUGCAACACGACUCCGCCCUCUUCUUCCUUCUCUGGCAGCAGCAGCCAAGAUGGUGGUGUGCUUUGUGUUUGUAAAACUAUGUAUUCUGUGAUGUCUGUAUUGUUGUCAAAAAUGCUGAAAAAAGAAAAUAAAACAUUCUCAAAUACCGCAAGUGGUCCUGUUCACAAAAACCCCAAUCAUGAAAUAUAUUCAAAGGUGUUGAUCAUUGUUUAAAAAGGUUUGGUUUUAGGACGGGGGGUGCAAAGAAACUUUUAUGUUUGUGCAUUUGAAUAGGCUUUCUGUCAUUGUUUGGACAAAACUGCUAAUCUCCACUGAUUUCUUUUAAACGCCUUUUCAUCUCCUGUAGCAAGACAUUCUGGGUCCGCUCAACAGCAACACAGUAAACGGCUGAUUCGAACUUGCCCCAAAGAUGACAAAUUGCACAAGAUGAAUUAUGUCACAAUUAUUUUGUGUCUUGUAUAUUCUUGGAAAUGGUACGUGUCUUUCCCGUUUGUAAACUAC